AUGGAAGAAAAAAGAUAAUAUUUUAUACCUAUCAAAGAAAUAAAUCAAAACUUAUCAUGCAAAAUUUGUAAAAAUGUGGCCUUAAAUGCUAUUGAAUGUUAAACUUGUGAAUAACUUUACUGUGAAGAAUGCGUAAUAUUUUGGAAGAGAAAAAAAAAUGAGUAAAUAUAAAAUUUUUAUAUUCAGAUGUCCUGAAUGUAAAGAAUAAUUUAAGACUAAAUAGCCUCAUAGAUUAAUUCGAGAAGAACUCUCUAAAUAAAAAUUUUCUUGUAUAAAUCAGGGAUGCAAAGUUGAAUUACUUAUGAAUGAGGUAAUUCAACAUAUUAAUGAAUGUUAAUUUAAGAAUGUCAAUUGUAUAUGUGGAUGGAGUGGACCUUAAUCAAAAUAAAAAUACCAUGUAAUUUAAUUUCUAUUUUUAAGGAACAAACUUGUUAAUAAUUUAUUACAAAAUAAUGUAAUAUUUGCAAAGAAGAAAUAAAGUUAUAUAAGUAUUAAAAUCAUAAUUGUUUUUUUGAAUUUUAAUAGAAAUUGGAAAAAAUUACAGAAAAAUUCUAUGAAUAUAAAGAAACAUCAGAAUAUUCUAUAAAAGAAUUAAAAAAUCAAUAAAAUAAGGAAUAUAAUGAAUUACAGAUUAUUAAAGAAUAGAUCAAAGGAAUAGGAUAGGAAACUAAUGAUUUAAAGAAAUAGUUCACAGAUCUGACAUAAUUAUUAAGAUCUUCAGAAUAGAAAUGUAAAUAGCUUCUUGAAGUAUAAUAAUACACUGGACCAUUCAUAACAUAAGGUAAGCUAAUAGAAUCAAAAUCAUUAUAAUGCAGUAAGGAUCAUAUGAUAAAGUAUUGGAUGAAUCCUUAAGGAGAAGAGAAAACAAAGAAAUGUUUAAAGUGUUAGAAAACUUAAGUUAAUUGUAGAUAUUGUUGUCCUAUAUGUGUUUUCUUUGUAUGCUUAAAGUGUUAAGAACCAGAAUUAACAAGGAAUCCUCAUGAGAAUUCUGUUCUUUGUCCUGCAAGACACAAAAUAACAAAGAAGAUUUAAGGACUUAUUUGUACAAUAUGUGAAAAGAAUUCUUCAUAAAUGAGGAACCCUGGAGGUGCAAAUUGUACAGAAUGUGAUUUUGCAAUUUGUUUUGAAUGUUUAGAGAAUGAAAGAUAUAAAGGAAGAGUUUAAUAGUGUCCAGUUCAAUGA
Molecule: messenger RNA, 1182 nt
Organism: Paramecium sonneborni
Lineage: Eukaryota; Ciliophora; Oligohymenophorea; Peniculida; Parameciidae
Source: the annotation of a GenBank genome assembly